Messenger RNA from Scaptodrosophila lebanonensis, 1304 nucleotides. RefSeq names its product UBX domain-containing protein 1. The transcript has 3 exons. The record is from RefSeq and is a predicted model, not a curated record. NCBI's taxonomy places the organism in Eukaryota, Metazoa, Arthropoda, Insecta, Diptera, Drosophilidae. Gene Ontology annotation, molecular function: protein binding. The coding region runs from base 111 to 1094 and encodes 327 amino acids.
GCUUUGGUACACAUUGGUAGCAUUAAAUUCUGACUUGUAUUUUGCCGAAAUUUAUAAUUAUUGUUUGCUUAAUUUGGUGCACAACAACACAAUAUAAAGCGAUAGCAAACAUGAGUGACGUCCAGACACUGGUAGAUAUGGGUUUCUCCAAAGAUCGGGUUGAAUACGCAUUGAAAGUGACAAGUCACAAAGGCGUUGAGCCAGCAAUGGAAUGGCUGCUGGCCCAUGUGGACGAAGCUAUACCCGAGCAACGCGAAGAUGCUGGUGCUAGCGCUGCUGCUCCAGAGGACGACACUGCACCGAGCAGUAGCGGUACAGGCGACGAUUCCGGCGAGGCAGUGGCCAAAUCCUUAAAGUGCGACGACUGUGGAAAGGUAUUCAAGGAUCAGACAGAGAUGGAGUACCAUGCCGCGAAGUCGGGUCACAGCAAUUUCUCCGAGUCGACUGAAGAGAAGAAGGCGCUCACAGAGGAGGAGAAAAAGGCACAACUGGCACUAAUUGAAGAGAAACUGAAACAGAAGCGAUUGGAGCGUGAGGAACGCGAGAAGACUGAGGCACUGGAACGGGAACGCAAUCGCAUCCGUUCGGGCAAGGACAUGACUGAAGCACGUCGGCGCCUGGAGGAAAUUGAAAUGAAGAAGAUCAUCGAUCAGCGAAAGCGUGAAAAGGAGGAGGAAAAGGCAGCACGCGAUCGAGUUCGUGCACAAAUCGAAGCUGACAAAGCUGCGCGUAAAGCCAGGGAAGCCUUAACAGCGGGUGUACCAGAGCCACAACCCUCGGUUAGUUCCACCACCACGGUCUCAUCACCAACGGGCGUCAAAUCGCCACCGCGCGACUAUUCAGAGACUCGCAUACAGAUUCGUCUGCAGAAUGGUUCCACACUCAAUGGCACCUUCAGCGCCAAGGAGCAGCUAUCGGCGGUUCGUCUCUACAUACAGGUGCAAACGGGCAUUGAUACGCCCUUCAGUCUCAUGACCUCCUUUCCGCGCAAAGUCUUCACCGACGAGGACUACGACAAGCCCAUGGAUGUGCUUGGUCUGGUGCCAUCUGCCGUUAUAAUCAUGACAGGAGUGGCGGCGACCGCGGCUCAAUAAACCGAUACGAAGGGCUGACGAUUUGUCAAAACCGGGGCAUAACUAAACAAAACAAAAAGAAGGGAAACCAACUAAUACGAAUAUUUAUAUGAUAUAUAAUAUUUAACGUCGCGCGAUAUUUCCAGUCGCCCACGCGUCUCCUCGGUGCUGGGCUUUAUAAGUGUAUGUACGAUUUUAUACGUUAUAAAAAAGAAAAAAGCGAAAAGUAUA